AUUUUGUUGGCCUUUUUUUUUCCGUUGCGUUGCGUUUCGGUCUCCCGAGUCUAACGGAUUCCCCCCCCCCCCCCACCACCGCCAGCGGAGAACAGGAUGACAGCCGAGAGUCCGGCCGCGGCCCCGAUCGCGGAAGAGCUGCGCAGGAUCACCGAGCUCCGGGUGGUGGACCUGAAAGCGCAGCUGAGGAAGAGGAACCUCGACACCGGCGGCAACAAGAGCGUGUUGGUGGAGCGGCUCCGCAAGGCAAUAGAAGAAGAAGGAGGGAAUCCUGAUGAAAUUCUAGUGGCAUCAGAGACUCCAGGGCGGAAAACUCCAAAACGAAUAGGAAAAGGGCGCAAAGCAGAGGAUGAUGGAACAGAUGAUGGUCUGGAAGAGGAUUCAGGAGAUGGACAGGAGGAUAUUGAAGCCAGUGUUGACCAGUUGCAGGAUAUUUCAGCGCUGGAUGUGAACUUUGCGAACGAAACGGACCUUGAGGGUGCGGUGGCAGAGUGUACUGAUGAAAAUGAGAUUGAACAAAUUACAGCAUCUCUAACCAAGAAUAUUGAACGCAUAGCACUACCUGUAGAGUUGCCUUUGGAGAUGGGCACAGAAGAACGUAUGGAGUCAGCUCUGAUAGCCACAGAUCUUCCAAAUGAAAUUGACGAAUCACUCAAUGAAUCGACAGAGGACACUAAGAGGCCUUGUACUACAGAGGAGGAAUCCAUCAUCGUUAAAAAAGCAACUGAAGGCGUGUUUGAAGAUUCAGAAAAAGAGAAUGUAGCCGAGAGUUCGGGUGGAGCUUGUAGUUCAGUCCCAAUCGAGGAAGAGGCCCCUGAAGAUGCGCAGCUCUCCUCGCGAGAAGUGAAUGAUACGGGCACCUACCAAAAAGAAGAGGAAGAUGACAACCUCUCGGUCACCGUGCAAGCGGAGGACGCCCUAACACUGGAACUGGACAACGAUUUGAUUCUGGACGCCCUUAAGAGGGAAACCAAACCAUCUGAGAACCAAUCCGAGAAACCCGCCAAUCAAGCAGCGCCAAGUGGCAAUAAGUGUGAGACUGAAGCGAGCGCGGCAGAAACUGUCAGUGAAGUGGAAAGCAGACAACAGAGUCGAGAGUUAGAAGGGGCAGGCUUCGAGGGCGCGGAGAAAGAACCGCAGUCAGGAACUGAGGAAAGCAAAGAUGAAACUAUGAAAGCAGAAGAUGAAGAUGAUUCUAAUGAAGCAGCUAAGAAAGAGCCCUCGAUUGUAGAGGGCAGUGAUCAGAACAAGAGCUCUGUCAAGGAUGGAAAAGAUACUAAAGGUGCGGUGAAGGAUGAGAAAGGUCGACUUGUCGCUGCUUUAGACACUACAGGCAAGAAUCUUUGGGUGAGCGGACUGUCCUCUGCCACCAGAGCUACCGACUUGAAGAACCUCUUCAGUAAAUAUGGCAAGGUUGUUGGUGCCAAAGUGGUGACUAACGCCCGUAGUCCAGGAGCACGCUGCUAUGGGUUUGUAACCAUGUCGACUAGUGAGGAGGCAACAAAGUGCAUCAGUAAUCUGCACAGAACAGAGCUACAUGGACGAAUGAUCUCAGUGGAGAAGGCGAAAAAUGAGCCUUCGGGUAAGAAACCAACAGAUAAGAAAGAAGAUUCAAAAAAAGAUCCCAAAUCCGCUUGCAAUCGAGAAGCCAGCGUUGAUCGGCGCCAUUCUGCGGACUCCAAAACUGACAAAAAUGUCGGUGCAAAGAAAGAUGGCAAAGAGGAGGCCAAGAAACUGGAGGAUAAAAAGAAAGACGCAAAGGAUGACAAAAAAGAUCUGAAAAAGGAUGAGCGGAAAACUGGAUCUCACACGGGUGGAAGCCGAGCGGGAAGUCGGGGUUCGGAGAGAAUAGUAGUCAUGGACAAGUCUAAAGGAGAACCAGUGAUUAGUGUGAAAACAAAGUCUAAAGACGAGGCACCGCAACCUGCCAAAACUCAAGAGAGCAAACCAGACAACAAAGAGAAGGAGAAAAAAGACAUUCUGUCAUUUGACAAGAUCAAAGAGCAGCGGGAGAGAGAACGCCAGCGGCAACGUGAACGGGAGAUUCGGGAAAUAGAAAGACGCAGGGAACGUGAGAAGUGGGAGAGGGAGCGUAUGAGAGAGCGCGAGGAGCGAGAACUGCUCCAGAGAGAGCGUGAACGACUAGAGGUUGAGAGAAAGCGUCUUGAGAGGGAAAGGUUGGAACGAGAGAAACUGGAGAGGGAGAGAAUCCGAAUAGAACAGGAGAGACGGCGAGAGCAGGAGCGAAUCAACAGAGAGAGAGAAGAGUUACGACGGCAGCAUGAACAAAUGCGAUAUGAACACGAGCGUCGCGGUGGCUUAAAAAGGCCUUACGAUGAUAAUAGGAGAGAUGAUCAAUACUGGCCUGAUCAGAAACGCAUGGCCAUGGACAGCGAUGCCCGGUACAGCAGCCAUGGUUCAGAGUUUAGUCGUCCAGAUCGGUUCAAUGAUUUUGAUCACAGGGAUCGGGGCAGGUUCCCAGACAUGCCUUCUGUGCCAGGGGAGAGACGGAUGGAUCGGUGUGAGAGGAGGGACGGUGGCCCACCACGCAGAGACGAGCCACACUUUGGAGGGAGAUUUGAAAAGAGACCUGAAGGAAUGCACGACCGAAGAGGUGGGAGCCGGGGUCGGGACAUGAUGAUGAAACCCGGCAGAGAACACGACAGACAACUUGAUCACGGCUCCCAUCGCAAUCACAGUCCUCGACACGAAUCUCCGCGGAGAGGACCGCCACGUGGGGACUGGAAAGCUGAUCGGAUUCCAGAACGACGUGAUGUCGGUUCCAGAGCAAUAAUUGGUGAACGAGAUGGACAGCAUUACCCUGAUGUGAGACACGGAGGGCCCGAUCGGCACGGCCGGGAUUCAGGAUCACAGCGGGAAGCUUGGGGCGGCUCCGGGGGUGGCUAUGCACCUGACAUAAAACGAAUGGGUGGAGACAGCAGAGCGGGAGUUGUUCCUCAACAGUCCAGGGAGAACAGGGAUUGGGCCGGUGACCAUGGGCGUAAGAUAGACGGUCCUCAAGAGCGUCCCUGGCAGGGUGGCAUGGACGGAGGAGGAAUGAUGGGAAGAGAUCAUGACCGCUGGCAAGGGGGUGACAGGAGCAUUCCUGCCCAGUCUGGACAAGGGCACAUGAUGCAGCGAGGAGGAGGCAUGCCUGGGCAUGGAGGCUUUAUGCAAGGAGGAAACCAACAGAGCAGCAUUCCGCCGGUCAACCGAUCAGUCCAGAUGAUGCCUGGAGGUGGGAUGCAAGGAGGAGCAAGUGGUUUUGGCAACCAGGACCGAGUACAGAGACCUUCCACUGACCCACGCUUCCAGCGUCGCUACUAAACGUGCUUUUUACAGAGUUGAUUUUAAUGUAAAGGAAGUCUUCAAUGGUGGUGCUUAGUGCUAAUUGCAGUACCAUGUUUUGUGUAUUUUGUUUGUUUACUCCCCUCUGAAACUUCAUCAGAAUUAUUUUGGAAUUAAUCAUUUCACGGUUACUUUAUUGUUAAAGUACUUGUAAUGAGACUAGACUCGGAUGAAGAGUCACUUCGGUUUUCCAUAAAUAAAAUUUUAAAACAAA
Callorhinchus milii (elephant shark) is the source of this 3562-nucleotide messenger RNA. RefSeq names its product scaffold attachment factor B (gene safb). Gene Ontology annotation, cellular component: nucleus. The transcript has 23 exons. The coding region runs from base 97 to 3327 and encodes 1076 amino acids. Gene Ontology annotation, biological process: regulation of transcription by RNA polymerase II; regulation of mRNA processing. Lineage: Eukaryota; Metazoa; Chordata; Chondrichthyes; Chimaeriformes; Callorhinchidae. The record is from RefSeq and is a predicted model, not a curated record. Gene Ontology annotation, molecular function: sequence-specific DNA binding; RNA binding.